CCAGGCCUUAUCUACAUUAGGAGUAUGCGUGGCCAAGUAUUUAGUCAAUACCGCGCGGGGGGCGCCCGAUCGAUCCCUCAGUCGGCGGCGGCGCGCCGGCCUGGCUUGAGCUCCAUGCUACUUCAGCGUGUAGCGCGGCAUGGAGAGCGCAGUGUCCAGCGUGGCAGCCCUCACCAUGGACUGCGAAGAUAUGUUUAAGGAGAUCACUAAGAAACUCUACGGGGAGGAGACGUUGGUGUGGCAGGCGACCGUGGGUGGCGGCGUCAUCGGCGUGGAAUUCCCAGCAGCUGAGAGGGACCUUGAAGAGGAACUACGCCCUGAGGAACACAUCACCGCGUGGGGCCUUGCUGCGUUGAUGCAGAAUGGGUUCCCACCUCCUGGUAUCUUGCAAGCUAACUUCACCCCCCGAAUCGACCCAGCUGCAGAAGACCGAUGGACGGCAGCGGAAGAACCUUUGGCCUGGGCCCAUUCCCGAGUGGCCUCUUACAACCCUGCCCAGCGACUGUUCAAGUGCACGGAAUGCGAAUGCGUCGGCUUCCUUGCGAGGGUGGCUGAGCACUGGCUUGGGACUCAUUCACAUGCCAGGGUGUUCCACUGCCCGCUGGCUCAGUGUGGCUUCGCUAGCGGCUGGGCGCGAGCAGUGAGGCAGCAUCUCGCGCGAGACCACCACUCGGACCCCGCGGCGGCCGACCAGCUGCUGCGAGAGAACCCGGCUCUCGAUGACGUCACACGAUACCUGCAGCGACUCAAAACAAAGGUGGAAAACCAGCGUAAUGAGCGCCGAACCAACCCCGUACCUGUCGCGGUCGCCGUGGAGCCCCCGGCGCCCGAGCCCGCGCCCGCAGCGGAGCCCGGCAAGCGCUACGCCUGCCCCGCCUGCCCCUACGCCACCGACCGCCGCGACCUCUUCACCCGCCACGAAAACAUCCACCGCGACGAAAAACCCUUCCACUGCUACCUCUGCCAAAAACAAUUCAACAGAGCCGACCACGUCAAGAAACACUUCCUACGCAUGCACAGAGACCAACCCUACGACCUAAAUAGAAUAAGACGACCGACCAAAAACCAACCAGCCGCUACAACAAACGUAUAUUACAAUUCAAAACCGCCUGCAGAACCUCCACCUAUCCAAGAAUACCGGGCGCCAGUUAAAAUCGAACGCGCGCCGCUAGCGAAAGCAGAGGCGCCUGCGACUAUACCGCAACCGAAAACUGUAGCCAAUACCACCCCUGUAGUAACUAAUAGCCCGACUGUAACCAAUACCACGGCGGGUGUGCGGCGGAAGGGAGAGAGACGAUACGCGUGCUGCUAUUGCACGUGGUCAGGGGUGGAUAACUGGUGUUUGAAGCGGCAUCUGAAUACGCAUUUGAAGCCGUUUGCGUGCGCGCUCUGCGAGUAUAAGGCGGCGCGCGCGGAAAGGUUGGCGACACAUGUGCAUAAGGUUCAUAAUAAGAAGGCGUGUGCUAAAUGUCCGUUUUUGGCGGACGAUCAGCAUCAGUUGGCGCUUCAUUUGAGAGAGGCCCAUCACAUCGAGAGCCGCAACCUCAAAGUGCCGACCGGCGUGCGUAACUUCACCACGCCGACGCAGCCCACAGAGGACGCCACUACGUCCGCUCAGGGACGCCGACGCGAACAGCGCGCCGCCGGCGCUGCCAGACUCUUCGGAUACUUGGAAGCUUCAGACAACUCCGGCGACGAAUACGAAGCCCCGAUCCAGGAGCAGUUUCCCACAGCGGUGGCGGCGGCGGUGGGUCCCGCGGCGCCGCACUACGCGCGCGACAAGGAGAACGCCGCGCCCAUGCACCACGCGCACCACGACCACUGCCUGCGAUACUAGCCGCCAGAUUAUAUAUCAUUGUUGCAUA
This is a messenger RNA of Cydia fagiglandana, 1865 nucleotides long. RefSeq names its product zinc finger protein 319 (gene chn). Bases 140 to 1837 code for a protein of 565 amino acids. The record is from RefSeq and is a predicted model, not a curated record. The transcript is spliced from 8 exons. NCBI's taxonomy places the organism in Eukaryota, Metazoa, Arthropoda, Insecta, Lepidoptera, Tortricidae.